Messenger RNA from Nymphaea colorata (pocket water lily), 1086 nucleotides. Its product is annotated as GTP-binding nuclear protein Ran1B. Gene Ontology annotation, biological process: protein import into nucleus; ribosomal subunit export from nucleus. The record is from RefSeq and is a predicted model, not a curated record. Gene Ontology annotation, cellular component: nucleus; cytoplasm. The transcript has 8 exons. The coding region runs from base 155 to 820 and encodes 221 amino acids. NCBI's taxonomy places the organism in Eukaryota, Viridiplantae, Streptophyta, Magnoliopsida, Nymphaeales, Nymphaeaceae. Gene Ontology annotation, molecular function: GTPase activity; GTP binding.
CGAAGCGUGAAAUAUAUCUCUAUAUAUACAUGGGUGGCGAGAGCGGCGACACCAAAUCCUUUCUUUCCUCUCUCUCCCUCAUAUCUAUAAGGGCAAAUCUCCCGCCGGUCCCAUUCUUCUUGACGCACAGAAAGAGAGGAGACUCGGAGAAGACAUGGCUUUGCCGAACCAGCAGCAGGUUGAUUAUCCAAACUUCAAACUGGUCAUUGUUGGUGAUGGCGGAACUGGAAAGACAACUUUCGUUAAGCGGCACCUUACCGGAGAGUUUGAGAAGAAAUAUGAGCCAACAAUUGGCGUAGAGGUUCAUCCAUUGGACUUCUUCACAAAUUGUGGUAAAAUUAGGUUUUACUGCUGGGACACUGCAGGACAAGAAAAGUUUGGUGGCCUUCGGGAUGGAUACUACAUCCAUGGGCAAUGUGCCAUUAUCAUGUUUGAUGUAACUGCUCGUUUAACAUACAAGAAUGUUCCAACAUGGCAUAGAGAUCUUUGUCGGGUGUGUGAGAAUAUUCCUAUAGUUUUAUGUGGUAACAAGGUUGAUGUGAAGAACAGACAGGUGAAGGCAAAGCAAGUCACCUUCCAUAGGAAGAAGAACCUUCAGUACUAUGAGAUUUCUGCAAAAAGCAAUUACAAUUUUGAGAAACCUUUUCUCUACCUUGCCAGAAAGCUCGCCGGAGAUCCUAACUUGCAUUUUGUUGAGUCACCUGCACUUGCUCCACCAGAAGUAGAGAUUGAUCUUGCAGCACAAAGAGAGCAAGAAGCUCAGUUAUCUGCAGCAGCAGCACAGCCGCUUCCAGAUGAAGAUGAUGAUUUGCUCGAUUAAUGAUUAGCUCCUAAGACAGUCCCCUGAGCCUUAUUUAUUCACGAGACUAGUCCUUUUCUGUUAAUAGACGUACCUGGAGUUUUGUGCCUUAUUUGUUCUCGAGGCUAGUGCUUUUUUGUUUAAUAGACAUGUACCUGGAGUUUUGUUGUGAUCUUUGUUAGUGUAUUGCGAGUUCAUACUUUGUGCUUGCUCUUUACAUUCUUGUUAUGCGGAACAUCUCGAUACUUUUUCUUAAGAAAAUGGUUAUGUGAAAUUUUGCUAGUUUA